AUGAUGAUUGUUGUCGUCCUCGCCCUUGUGGCCGUCGCCUGCGCGGUUCCAGUAACCGAACUACCCGAAAAAGAACUCGAACUUAAACAAGCAUAUGUAGAACCAAUAAAGAUUAUUCGCUCUGAGGAACACCGUGACCCCGAGGGUGGAUACAACUUCAGCUACGAGACCGCGAAUGGCAUUAACCAAAAUGAAAACGGUGAACUGAAGACGGUUCCCGAUGAAGACAAUAAGCCCCACACUGUCAUCGUUGUCCGCGGUGCCUACUCUUACACGGAUAAAGACGGCAAAGUUCAGUCCAUCACCUACAGCGCUGACGAGAAAGGCUUCCAUGCUGAAGGCGACUCAAUCCCCACAAUCGCCCCGUCCAGGAGAUAA
This is a messenger RNA of Parnassius apollo (apollo), 378 nucleotides long. The record is from the annotation of a GenBank genome assembly. NCBI's taxonomy places the organism in Eukaryota, Metazoa, Arthropoda, Insecta, Lepidoptera, Papilionidae.